UUUUGAAUUUUAAAUAGGUACUAAUAAUUAUUAAUAUUUUCCAAUGUUCUAUACUACGUUAUUUGAUUAUUAAUGAACUGUGAUGAUUAGGUGUAAGUUGAAUAGGUUAAUCGUAACGCGAAAUGGAAAACGUUACAAACACUUUUUGUCUUCGAACGAAAUUCGACAGCGGUUUAUCGAUUAUUUCGUAAAAGAAAAUGAUCACAAGUUCAUUAAAUCAAGUCCAGUCUUACCUUAUAAUGAUCCUUCAAUAGCGUUUGUUAAUGCUGGGAUGUGUCAGUUUAAAAAUGUUUUUCUCGGCCAACAAACAUUGGUAGCCAAGUGUGUGGCUAACAGUCAAAAAUGUAUUAGAGUAGGAGGCAGACACAAUGAUUUAAGUUUAGUUGGUUCAGACGGAACCCAUCAUACGUUUUUCGAAAUGCUCGGAAACUGGUCCUUUGGCCAAUACGAUAAAGCUGUAGCUUGUCGUUUGGCGUGGAACCUGUUGACAUCGUCUCCUUACGAUAUAUCUCCAGAACAUUUAUACAUCACUGUAUUUAACGGUGACAAACAACAAAAUUUAGAAGCCGAUGACGAGACUUAUCGGAUUUGGAAGCAGUUAGGAAUACCUGAUAGUCGUAUAAUUAUGAGCGGAAGAAACGACAAUUUUUGGGAAAUGGGCGAGACCGGGCCUUGCGGUCCAUGUACGGAAAUACAUAUUGAUUAUCCGCCAUCGGGUGGAAAAAACCUUAUAGAACUAUGGAACAUUGUUUUUAUUCAAUAUUCUCGAGAAAUAGAUGGAGCGAUGCAAAAACUACCAAAGUGUUUUGUAGAUACUGGUAUGGGACUUGAGCGUUUAGCGAUGGUAUUGCAAGGGAAAAAAUCUACUUACGAUACCGACUUGUUUUUGCCUUUAUUUGACACAAUAUUCAAAGUGAGCGGCGUCUCAAAAUACACGGGGUGUUUUGAAACUGCAAAUACAUUAGAUACUAAUUAUCGUAUAUUAGUCGAUCACGGUCGUAUGAUAACAACCGCAUUGGCAGACAACAUGCUUCCUAGUCACAAUCAUAAAUUACGAAGAAUCAUGCGCAAAUCGUUUUUGCUAACCGAAAACAACUUUAAAGUUCAACCUGCAUUCGGUCUAAUGUCCAGUAUCGCCAAUGAAGUAUCGAAUUGUCUUGGAGAUACGUAUCCAGAGAUAAGACGAAAUUUAGAAAAGGUACAACAAUUACUCAAACACGAAUACAGCGUUUUUGACAAUCUGAGGAAAUCGGUUUCCAAAGAAUGGCAUUACGUAAUUGGUCGUUUGCCUAACCUUACGGUAUUCAAUCCUUAUGAGGAGUGUACUGGCUUUGUUCCUGCUUGUAACUACCUCGUUAAACAUGACGAUAUAUUGCAAAUUCCAGCUUUUACUAUGUAUGACGCAUUUGGUUUAGAUGUUCAGACGAUAGAAAAGUUAGCCAAAGCUACUGACAUGCCAGUUGAUUGGAAUGAAUUUAACGAUAAGCUUUUAGCAUUGAAAUCUAAAACAAAACAUUGUAUUCGCAACACAAGUAAAAUUAAUAACUUAAUGCACAAUUUUCCUGCAACCGAUGAUGGCUUGAAGUACAAUAUAUUUUGUCAAGAUAAUCAAAGUUACAAUAUUUCACCAGCAAUACCAGUUAAACUUUUAGCAGUUAUCGAUAAAAAUGGCAUCGUCAUUAAAGAGUACAACAUUAGUGAACACAACAGAGAUGACGUUGUUUCUUUGAUAUUUGACAAAACCAACUUUUAUUGUGAAGCCGGAGGACAGGAAAACGACAUUGGCAUUGUGAAGACAAAGAGUGGGCUUGUGUUUCAUGUUAUCAAUGUAGAAAAAAUUCAAGAAAAUGGUGUUAUACUGCAUUAUAUCAAGUCCAAAGACUGGCCGCUGCUGUUUGGUGAAGAAGAAUUAUUCCUCCAAAUUGAUAUUGAUCACCGGCUUGGCUUGAUGCGAUCACAUUCGUCUGUACACAUAUUAAAUGCUGUGUUGAAUUCAUAUUUAGUCGUCACUUGUCAAACUUCGAGCAGUGUAAAAAAAGACUUAAUGUCAUUUACAUUUGAACUAUUUGGUCAAAAGUUUACUCCGGAAGAUGCUUUAGCGGUCGAACAAAAAAUCAAUGACAUAAUAAAAUUAGCCUUGUCUGUUAAAAGAACUACAAUGUCGUCAAACGAUUUAAAUGAAAUUGACGUAAAGUUGAUUCCGGGAGAAAUUUAUCCGGACGCUCAAGUACAUGUGAUAGACAUAUAUGAAGAUGAUUCAUAUUUUUCUAGAGAAGCUUGUUGCGGAACACAUGUUAACAGUACAUCGGACUUGAUUGAUUUUUGUAUUGUCCAUUAUAAAUCUACUAAUAAGGAAUGCACUUUGGUCGGCGUGACCGGGCCAUUGUGCAUUCGUGCUAAAUCGUACGGUGUCGAGUUGUUGAACAAAUUGAUAGAAAUCGACAAAUUUGUGAGUUUGAUUUAUGCAAGCAACACAACACCAUCAAAGAUUCAACAAGCCGUUAUGGAAAUUAAUGAUAUAAAAUUAGAGUUAAAAAAAAAUUUGAAAAAGCAUAUACCUUUAAAAAAUAAAAUAGAAUUGGAUAAAAAAAUAUUGUCUUUAGAAAGAAAAUUUCAAAAUGUAUUCAAAGAAGAAAAAAGGAAACUUCUUGAAAAUGAUUUAAGAAAAUUAUAUGAUGAAAAAUGUGUGGUCGGUAGUGUGGACGUUAAUGAUUUUUACUUUAAUGAUAACCGAAUUAAUUUUGAUGAAGUAACCCGUACAUACGGAGACAUCCCUUGUUUACUUUUUGCAUACAAAAAUGGAAUUAUUUUCAUGUACUGUCAUGUCCCCGCGUCGUAUUCAGAUGAUGACAGUUGGUUAAUCAAUGUAUUUACUAUGUUAAAAACAAAACCGAUAAAGUUAAGAAAUAAAGGUCAGUUGAAAAUUGCGGAAUUAAAAAUUAGAAUGUUAGAUAGCUGUAGAGCACACAAAUUAAUCGAUACUAUCGUUGGAAACACCAAAGAUUAUUUUAAACGCAAUCAAGCCUUCGAAACAAAUUGUAAAUAACAGAUAUCUGUGCAAAACAAUAAUAUUUUUUUAUUUGUAAAAUUACAUACUUGUAAAUAUAAUUGCAAAAUAAUAUCAAUAACGUAUUUAUCACGAUUUUAAAUUUUAAAAAUAUGUCUCAGUCGUCCCACGCAAUUACUUCAUUGGCAAAAUUGCUGGUAAAGGCCAAAAGGUAAAUUUAAACUAAAUUUUAACAUUUUUUUUUUUUU
Molecule: messenger RNA, 3255 nt
Organism: Adelges cooleyi (spruce gall adelgid)
Lineage: Eukaryota; Metazoa; Arthropoda; Insecta; Hemiptera; Adelgidae
Product: alanine--tRNA ligase, mitochondrial-like
Exons: 14
Coding region: 83-3046 (987 amino acids)
Biological process (GO): alanyl-tRNA aminoacylation; tRNA modification
Cellular component (GO): mitochondrion; cytoplasm
Molecular function (GO): nucleic acid binding; alanine-tRNA ligase activity; ATP binding
Source: RefSeq, a predicted model, not a curated record